CACAUUAUAGAUGCAAUCCAGUCAUUGCCAUUUUUAUUCUCUAUGUUAAGAGAUGUAAUGCAUAGUGUUCAGAGAAAAAUCUAAUUAAAUGACAUCAUUUUUAAAAUAAGAUUUUAAAUCUUUUUUACAAGAUAAGAAAUCCUCAGGCAGAUUUAUAUUACCACGUACUACUAAAAACAGAUAUUCCAAUGUUAGUAGUCUCAGAGCUGCGUGGAUCUUACAUCAUCUUUUGAAGUCAUGCAAAAUUCAGAAAAAGAUAUUUGAAGCACUCCAGGCUUUCUCUCUUAUUUGACUAACUCUUCAAAGAAAUAGGAUAAGUAAAGAAACCUUGGUUGGCACAGAAAGCUGUUAGACUGGUUCAGUUUGUACAGCUUGCAAAAUUCCUCUGACAUUUGUCUUGAAGAGCUUCUGACCUCUUCCAAAUCAAGAAAGGACAAAGCACAGAUAGCAUAUGUAAGAAUAUGAGUGCAGCCAUAUGAACCUCUUUUCCUUCUGAUCAGAAAAGUCCAGAAUUUAUGAAGCCCAAUAACAAAGUCACAAGACCCGAGAAUACACCCGGAUUCUGCUUGUCCAAGAGUUUGAGAGAGCUAUUUCCCAGCUAAAAAGUUUUUGUUUCCAGCAUAACCUAUCAGAGGAAGUCUGAAGCAGUAUAAUUCCCAUUUUAUUACUGUAAGAGUUUUGACUUUUAUCCUUCUGUUUUGUUCAAACAUCUUGCCCACAUUAUCAACCUUUUUUAUUUAUAUGAACGGCUCCUCUUAUUUGACAUCAGUUAUUUCUAGAAAAGUCGGAACUCACGGCAAAAUCGAGAUCAGGGUUCCACUGUUCCUUCAAAUUCCAUCAUGUUAUGAUACUAUGCUCUCAGGAGGAUUUGGGCAUGUCCCAUUUAAACAGAUCCAAUCUUAUUUAAUUCUCUCACCUUGAGCAUAUGGUGAGUAAGCAAAUGGCAAAUGUUCUAAGUUGUCUUUGAAUGAUUUCUGUCAAAUAUCAAGGUAUUAUUAAAGGCAGGAUACAGUAUUUGAAAGUACAACAGCAGAAGAAGGGGGUUACUAGCCUUGAAGCUACAGGUGCUUCCAGAUGGAAAGCUCCUAAGGUACUCACUCCUCUUACCCCCUAUACUGUGCAGCUAUAGUAUAUUUCGUUGCUUAACAUUUGUUUUUAUGAAGGUGUGGUAAAGAAGAGUUACAACAGCCAACGCUGUUGCCUGGCUCCUGUAAAAGUACAGGACUGAGGCAGGGCGAAGGCUUCCCACAGCGAUUUCUGCCCCUUCCACGUAUUUAAUAAGAGUUGUGCCAACUCCCUGCGGGACCCGGAGCUUCGGGUUUCAGCAGAAGCAGCUCCAGCUAUUCUCGCCUUCACAAUGGAGACCCCUCUCCCACCUUCUUCUUUUCCCCUCAGGACCCUCCAGGCUGCUUCGCAGCAAAUGGAUUCCCGCUCCGAAGACCCUGCGGAGGAACCGAGGGGCCCACCAAACAGGAAAGGACCCGGGUCCCGAGUCUUCAACGAUUCGUUCCCGCCUCGGUUUUAAGAAAGUCCCACUCGGCAACGAAACCAAACUCUCCCAUAGCGGGAAUCGGGGCUACCCUACGAGUCCAGGACGCACAGGCGAUGCCUUCUUCGGCAGAAACUCCGCGUUGAACAAAAUGGGUUCUAGGAAGCAGUCAAAGGAUGAGCAUCUGAAACCAUGUGAGCAUCAAUCAGAAAAAGCGUCAAAAUCAUCUGGAAAAAGGAAGCGAGACCAUGGAGAACUGGAUAAUGAGUUACAAGCAAAAAAACUAUUUGUGAGGAAAACCAAACAACUGCAAAAAAAAGGACAAGCUUGCUUUGGUGGCUUCAUGGUUCGAAAUUCAAGAGUUGCCUUCCAUCCAUGGGAAAUACAAAAGAAUAUUGUCCACUAUGUUUAUCAAAAUAUGGUGGGUGGCACUAUUGGAGCACAGCUUAAGAAGUGUCUCCAGGUGCCCUUUGUACGUUCUCUCUACUGGUACCGUCUGUUCCAAACGGCAAGUCCCUUUGACAGAAGAAUUACAGCUUUGGAAUGGCAUCCAAUGCAUCCCAGCACAGUCGCUGUGGGAUCCAAAGGAGGAGACAUCAUCCUGUGGAAUUAUGAAGUGCUCAAUAAAACAUCUUUUAUUAAAGGGAUUGGAGCUGGAGGGGCCAUCACAGGAAUGAAGUUUAAUCCUUUUAAUCCAAGUGAGCUGUACACAUCAUCAGUUGCUGGAACUACUGCCUUGCAAGAUUUUAGUGGCAACACAAUCCGGGUCAUGGCCAAUAGUGAUGACUGGGAUUUCUGGUAUUGCAGUGUUGAUGUAUCAGCAACUCGUCGGACUGUAGUAACAGGAGAUAAUGUAGGGAACGUGAUUUUGCUUAGUACUGAAGGUGAACAGAUAUGGAAUUUGAAGCUGCACAAAAAGAAAGUGACUCAUGUGGAGUUUAAUUCUCACUGUGAUUGGCUGGUGGCUACGGCCUCUGUAGAUCAGACAGUCAAAAUCUGGGAUCUGAGAAAUAUUAAGGAUAAAUCAAGUUGUCUUCAUGUACUUCAGCAUGACAAAGGUGUCAAUGCAGCUUAUUUCAGUCCAACAGAUGGUGCUAAACUACUGAGUACAGAUCAGCACAAUGAAAUCCGGGUUUAUUCUUCCUCUGAUUGGUCCAAACCACAGCAUUCAAUUUCGCAUCCUCAUAGACAGUUCCAGCAUCUCACACCUAUCAAGGCAACAUGGCAUCCUCGUUACGACCUCAUUGUGGUUGGUCGUUAUCCAGAUCCUAAGUUCCCAGGGUACACAGCAGAUGAGCUGAGAACUGUUGACAUAUUUGACGGAAACAGUGGAGAGAUGGUGUGCCAAUUACAUGAUCCAAAUGCAUCAGGCAUUAUCGCUCUCAAUAAGUUUAACCCCAUGGGCGACAUCUUGGCUUCAGGAAUGGGCUUUAAUAUUCUGAUAUGGGACCGAGAAGUGAUGGUUGGUAAGAAGCAGGAGGAUCUCAUGCAAGCUAUGAAAGAGCAGAGAAUUGGGCUUAAGAACGUACCCCACCAAAGAGGACAGAGGCAAAGGCAAUCAAACACAGAAACAAACAAAUUCAAAACUAAACUGCUGAGUCUUGAAUUAGAGGAGACCAAAACUAAGGCUAAAGAAUACACAGUGCGCACUAAGAGAAGAAAGGACCCGGAGGACUUAUGAGUCAAGCUUGUGUCACUAGUGUUUGCUUGGAGCAAAGUUGGUGCUGCUGGCAUAACGUGCGACAUUGACUUCAGAAGAAGGAAGCCCUUUAUAAUAGACCAUCUUCUUUGAUGAUGGAAAUUAUGUUACAGAACUGAGUCAUCCAUUAUUAUGGGCAAGGCAUAAGGCAUAUACAUGUGCAUGUCCUUAAAUGAGCUAAAAGGAAUAUUCUGUUGUGUGUACCUGAAGGCUUUUAAUUGUUUUAAGGCACAAACAUAUGCUAACAAUCCAGAUUACAGUAUAUUUUCAGACCUAGCUGUUUUCUUUUUAUAAUACAUUGAAAACAAUCUAUGUUUAUCCUAUGCUCACUAAAAAUAAGAGCAUUUUUGUUUUAAGGAGCAAAAUAACUUGUUUGUUCUCAGACACAGGUAUUUGUAUUUUGUGAGAUUGUAAAACUGUCUAGAACUUAAAAGAUAUAUAGAGGUACAAAAAAGGCAACUAGCUAUAGGUACCUUACUUUGCAACAAUUAUUGUGAUUCACUUACUGUGUUCUUUUGUUUAAAAAUAUGUUUAAUGUUUUUGUAUCAUAAUUAUUUUGUUAUACAAAGAAGCUACAUGCUUCUUGAAAAACAUAAUAGCUAGGACAUAAGCCUGCUCAAGGAAUAUAUCUGAGAAACUUAAUAAAAAUUGAAUGAGUGACCAGAGUCUUAUUUUGGGGAGUUGUGCUCCACACAUUUUAACUUGUCCCUUCAUUGUCUUUUAUAAACCUGAUACUGCUUUUUUUUUAAAAAAAAGAAGGAUUUCAAGAUUUGCAUUCUACCGGUAUACAAUAUAUAAAUGUAUAGGAAAAUAGAGCUCUUUAUUAGCUUCAAAGACCUGUUAGAAAUACAUUAAUUUUUAUACAUUGAAUUGGAAGUGACAGUAAAGGUAAUCUAAUCAUUGCCAAUCCCUGCUUAUUGCAGGAUCCGCUAGACGGCUAGAGAAGGGGUCUCCAACCUUGGCAACUUUAAACCUGGCGGACUUCAACUCCCAGAAUUCCCCAGCCAGCUUUGCUUUAAGUCUGCCAGGCUUAAAGUUCCCAAGGUUGGAGACCUCUGGGCUAGAGCAUCUCUAACAGUUUACCAUCUUGCUUCAGAGAACUCAUAUCAUGUGGCAGUCUGUGCCACUGGCUAAUGACCUGUACAGUCAGGAAAUUCUUAAUGUCUAACAGAAGCCUCCGUGCUUGUAGUUAACCUAGAGUUCUGGUCCUGCCUCUAGGGCAAUAGAGAGUAAGAGCACUCCCGCUUUAAUACUUACAUU
This is a messenger RNA of Notechis scutatus (mainland tiger snake), 4448 nucleotides long. NCBI's taxonomy places the organism in Eukaryota, Metazoa, Chordata, Lepidosauria, Squamata, Elapidae. The record is from RefSeq and is a predicted model, not a curated record.